This is a messenger RNA of Chrysoperla carnea, 483 nucleotides long. RefSeq lists its product as uncharacterized. Lineage: Eukaryota; Metazoa; Arthropoda; Insecta; Neuroptera; Chrysopidae. The transcript has 3 exons. The record is from RefSeq and is a predicted model, not a curated record. Gene Ontology annotation, biological process: 2-oxoglutarate metabolic process. Bases 95 to 367 code for a protein of 90 amino acids.
AACCAUGAACUGUCACUAUGAAUAAAAUUAUAUAAUAACCUCAAACACAUAAAAUUUAUUUAAUAUACCUAGAUAUUAUAAUAUAUACUUAAAAAUGUCGUACCGAUCGAUAAUUCGGUGUUUCUCACUACAUAAGAUAUUAUCCCAAAGACAACCUGGAAUCACUUUCAGAGCUGGAAAACAUUCAACUCCACCAUCUAAAGGGGGUGCGGCUGCUCCAUCUCCAUUACCUAAGAGUGCUGCACCAUCUACUAAAGUAGUUCAAGCAGGUCCAGUUAUUGAAGAUUAUAUGUUACCUGCUCGAUAUCGUCGAGCACUUAUUAGUGAAGAUGAAAUUGAAUACAUCAAUCGAGGUGGUCCCGCUUAAUUUGUGUUCUUGAAACGAGUGAAAUUAUUGAUUUCAGAUAGUAUUACCAAUAUGUUUUGUUGCUUGAUGUUAUGAUAUGAGAUUUUAUUUAUUGAAAUAAAUUUACGGUAAAAGUA